AUGAUGGCGCUGUACGAUACUUCAGUUCUCUGGAUUAUCAUCGUGAUCUCGUGUUUCGCGUCCCCAAGUGUCCAAGACGAGCACCUCCCGGAUAUCCAAAGACUCCGAAAGGCACUCGGGAUGACUGGGUCACGACUCAGGAAUCGCUUGGUGCGACCAGUUCUCUCCGAGAACACAACGAUCGAUGUUACCGUAACUGUCGAUGUGUCGGACAUCUUCUCUAUCCAGCUUGACGGACGAGAAGCUACGUUCAAGGGCCAGACCUGCAUAUCCUGGUUCGCUGACAUCCUCAAAUGGGAUCCGAACGAUUUCAACGGUCUCCAAUCCGUGACGCUUCUCAGCUACGAAAUGUGGGUCCCGGAUAUAGAAAUCUUCAACCGAGUGAAUUUCAUGAACCCUUACAACAGACGCCGGAGCCCCAUACGACUGUUCUCUAAUGGCACCUUGGGAUUUUGUGAAUACAAAACCAUGAGUGUGAGCUGCGACACCGAUAUGUACGCCUUUCCUGUGGACAGACACCAGUGCUCGGUGCUGUUUGGCUCCACGACGUACGGCAUCAAGAAACUCAAUCUGAAACCUGUCCUCCAUCGAGACUACGAGAAAAUAACCAGUCGAUACGCGGAAUGGCGUCUUCUCGCUGCCGAUUUCCGUCUUCGACCGGGGAGUUUUGACGAUUACUUCGAUUACACUCUACAAUUAGAUCUCGUGAUCGAGAGGAGAUUCUCUCACCAUUUCCAUCGUUUCGUCAUCCCGAUGUGUAUCGGAACCGCAUUGACUGCGCUCUCUUGUUGGCUGCCGCUGACUUCCCCGAAAAAGUUCGCUCUGCCCCUGAUCGGACUCUUGCUCUUGACGUACACGAUCAAUUAUUACUCAAUCAUGUUGCGUUCUUCUUCUACAACUCCCCUCAUUCUGAAGUUUGCAUCGGAUCUCAUGUUUUUCACGGCUUUCAUUAUUUUCCUCGCGGUCCUUAUCAUGAUUCUCGAGGAGAGCGAAACGAUAGAGCUCCCCUCACACCCUCUCUUGGAUCGCCUCUUAAAGGUGGAAUCGGUCCAGAGCUAUUUACUGAGUGAAGAAGCCUUGAUUUCCGAUGCCACCGAGGAGGCCGAGAUGCAAAAUCCUCCGGCUGGGCAGAGUCUGGAGGACCUGCCCGUGAUCGAGGAAAGGUUCGAGGAAAGGUUCAAGGCCACUCGGACUUGGCCUCGGUUGCUGACGGUCCUGCAGCGAGUAUCCUCUGCGCUGUUUCUAUCUCUGUACCUUGUGGUGUAUUAUGUCACGAUAGGCAGCGUCGACUAGAGCUUCGCAGAGAG
This is a messenger RNA of Galendromus occidentalis (western predatory mite), 1307 nucleotides long. Its product is annotated as neuronal acetylcholine receptor subunit alpha-10-like. Gene Ontology annotation, biological process: monoatomic ion transmembrane transport. Gene Ontology annotation, molecular function: transmembrane signaling receptor activity; extracellular ligand-gated monoatomic ion channel activity. Bases 1 to 1293 code for a protein of 430 amino acids. Lineage: Eukaryota; Metazoa; Arthropoda; Arachnida; Mesostigmata; Phytoseiidae. The transcript is spliced from 2 exons. The record is from RefSeq and is a predicted model, not a curated record. Gene Ontology annotation, cellular component: membrane.